Molecule: messenger RNA, 2087 nt
Organism: Jatropha curcas
Lineage: Eukaryota; Viridiplantae; Streptophyta; Magnoliopsida; Malpighiales; Euphorbiaceae
Product: Eukaryotic translation initiation factor eIF2A family protein
Biological process (GO): translational initiation
Cellular component (GO): cytosolic small ribosomal subunit
Molecular function (GO): mRNA binding; protein binding; translation initiation factor activity
Source: RefSeq, a predicted model, not a curated record
GCGAAUUGUUUUCCUUCUUAGUUCUCAACAAUUGUUGCCGCUGAGCUCAGAGAUAAAUUCCGACGUCGUUUGUAAGGACCUCAAUCCCAGUCCAUUUUUUGACUGUCUUACAACAAUCGCUGGCACCGCAGCCCGGCGAAAAAUUCAGUCUUUUUGUUCUUUACAACUUAAGUUGUCCUCUUAUCUUAGUGUUGUUCUGCUAUGGCAGCUGCAAAUCCUUCUUCUAUGGAGAUUUUAGUUCGAGGGCCAGAAGGAUUCUGUAUCUGGACUGGGCCACCAUUUGGCAAUGGUGAACCUAGUAUCAAACUUGAGAGGGUUCCUUGCAACAAUGCAACAUUCAGUGAAGAUGGGUCCAAGCUUAUUGUUAUGAAAUCUGAUUCUGUCAUUAGCAUAUAUGAUUGUAGCAGCUUUAAGGAGAUUAGAUCUUUCCAAGUUUCCAAUGUUCUUGCUGCUGCAUUGUCCCCUUGUGGGACUUAUCUUCAAACUUUUCAGAAAUCUUUGACGCCACAGGAUAAGAAUGUGGUCUUAUGGAAGAUAGAGACUGGUGAUGCUGUACAUCAUCAUUUUCAAAAAAACAUGACUAAAACUACAUGGCCAUCAAUCCGAUUCAGUUCUGAUGAAGUGGUUGCUUGUCGGAUGGCAACAAAUGAGAUACAAUUUUUUGAUCCUACAGACUUCUCAAAAGGAACUGUACAUCGCCUAAGAAUUCCUGGGGUGGCUGCAUUUGCACUUUCGAUGGUCCCAGGGUCACACGUAGCAGCAUUUGUUCCAGAAUCUAAGGGAAGUCCAGCCAGUGUUCAGAUAUUUGCCUGCGGGAAAGAUAUGCAAACUCAGCCUGUUGCUCGACGAAGCUUUUUUCGAUGUUCUACUGUGCAACUGAAUUGGAAUCGGGGUUCCACUGGGCUUCUGGUUGUGGUGCAGUCAGAUGUUGAUAAGACCAAUCAAAGUUAUUACGGAGAGUCGAAGCUCAACUACCUUACAACUGAUGCGACCCAUGAAGGGCUUGUACCUCUUCGCAAGGAGGGACCCAUUCAUGAUGUUCAGUGGUCAUAUUCUGGUUCACAUUUUGCUGUUGUUUAUGGAUUCAUGCCUGCAAGUGCGACAUUGUUUGAUAAGAAGUGCAAUCCUCUACUGGAGCUUGGAACAGGCCCUUACAAUACUGUCAGAUGGAACCCAAAAGGGAAAUUUCUGUGCUUGGCUGGCUUUGGUAACUUACCUGGUGAUAUGGCAUUUUGGGACUACGUGAACAAAAAACAACUUGGAACAACUAGGGCAGAAUGUUCUGUGACUAGUGAGUGGUCUCCAGAUGGACGUUAUUUCAUGACUGCCACAACAGCACCGAGACUACAAGUUGACAAUGGGAUUAAGAUUUUCCACUAUGAUGGAUCAUUGUACUUCAAAAAAAUGUUUGACAAGCUAUACCAGGCUGAGUGGAAACCAGAAUCACCAGAUAGAUUUGGUGAAAUUGCAGAACUUGUGAAAUCUGUUGAUUCAUUAAAGGUUGAAGAAACCAAACCACAAGGACAAGGGUUAACCUCCAAGAAAACUGCUCCUGUCAAUCCUCCUGCUCAAAAACCUGCUGCCUAUCGCCCGCCACAUGCUAAAAAUGCAGCUGCUGUUCAGGCAGAGUUGUUUGGAGGGAACACUACCGAGCAAAUGAGCAAGAACGCACUGAAAAACAAGCAGAAAAGAGAGAAACAGAAGGCCAAGAAGGCUGCUGAGGCUGCUGCCGGGAGUUCCUGAUCAGAUGCAAAUGUGCUAUAUGUAGCUCCAUUCAAGAGGGAGUGGUGCAGGUUCUGAUAAAGCUUGCGCUGGAUCAAAUCUUAUCGUAGAAAUUUUCUUACUUUUGGCUUUUUGAUGAUAGUGUGAGGUGAUCUAAUAGAGCACAAGUAUAUAAGCAUGUGAAAGGUGUUUUCAUGUGUUCAAAUUUUCCCAUAUGGCAAAGAUGCAUUUACAUACACAAAUAGUUUCAGUGUUGCAGUCAUGUGGAGGUCUAGUAUGAAAUUUUAUGAUUGUAACAGUUUUGUGGGGUCUAAUGACUAUUUACAAACAAGUUGAUGGAUCAUAUUUUGUUAUAUUUAGGACCA